AUGUCAGGCAGAUCAUCCACCCCUCCCAAGCGCCGCGCCUCGGGCUCUACCGACCGGCACGCCACCUCCAUCAAGGCCUCCCGGAUGUCCGCUACCGCCGCCGAGUUCACUCCUGCUUCUUCUACCACCCCUGCCUCCGCCUCCGCGCUUGCUGAUCCGGUCGCACAGCAGCUGAAGUCUGACAAGGAUGGGAUCAUGAGCUCGACAGGCCAGUCGGAAGCGACCAAGCGGGCCAUGGCGGAUGCUGUGGCGGCGUCGAGGGUCACCAAGCCUCUUCCGGGGAGUAGGCGGACAGGGGUGGGCGCGGACUUUGUGCCCAAGCAGGCGGAGGUGCCGAAGGGCGCAGAGGCGAAGGAGGGAACGAGGAGGCUGAUUGUGGUGCUGUCGCAGGCCUGCCUGGAAGCGUACAAAGUGUCUUCAGGCUCAGCGUCCAAGACCGCCCCUGGUAAAGAAGCCAAAUACGCCCUGCUCAACUGCGACGACCACCAGGGUAUCCUCGCCAAGACAGGAAGGGAUAUCGCCGACGCCCGACCAGACAUCACACAUCAGUGCCUCCUCACCCUGCUCGACUCGCCCUUGAACAAAUCCGGCCUGUUGCAGGUAUACAUCCAUACGGCCAAAGGCGUGCUCAUCGAGGUCAACCCGAGCGUACGGAUACCGCGUACCUUCAAGCGAUUCAGCGGUCUCAUGGUGCAAUUACUCCACAAACUCAGUAUUCGCGGUGUGCAGGGAAGCGAGAAGCUCCUCCGUGUCAUCAAGAAUCCAGUCACCGAUCAUUUCCCCACAAAUACCAUCAAACUCACGCUCUCGGCCGAUGCUCCCACUGUUCGAUUAUCGAAAUUCCUCCCUACCCUGCCAGAAUCGCAUUCUAUAGCCGUCUUUGUCGGAGCUAUGGCACGAGGCGCAGACAACUUUGCCGAUCAAUGGGUCGACCAGAAAAUCUCGAUAUCAGACUACUCGCUCUCUGCUUCUGUCGCAUGUGGAAAAUUCUGCUGUGCUAUGGAAGAGCUUUGGGAUAUCGUCUGA
Dioszegia hungarica is the source of this 1026-nucleotide messenger RNA. Its product is annotated as Alpha/beta knot methyltransferase. The transcript is spliced from 7 exons. Gene Ontology annotation, biological process: rRNA base methylation. Gene Ontology annotation, cellular component: small-subunit processome; nucleolus. NCBI's taxonomy places the organism in Eukaryota, Fungi, Basidiomycota, Tremellomycetes, Tremellales, Bulleribasidiaceae. Bases 1 to 1026 code for a protein of 341 amino acids. Gene Ontology annotation, molecular function: rRNA (pseudouridine) methyltransferase activity; rRNA binding. The record is from RefSeq and is a predicted model, not a curated record.